Asparagus officinalis (garden asparagus) is the source of this 753-nucleotide messenger RNA. RefSeq names its product coiled-coil domain-containing protein 9-like. NCBI's taxonomy places the organism in Eukaryota, Viridiplantae, Streptophyta, Magnoliopsida, Asparagales, Asparagaceae. The record is from RefSeq and is a predicted model, not a curated record. The transcript has 2 exons. Bases 105 to 503 code for a protein of 132 amino acids.
CCGAGAUUGAUGAGAGUCGCCGAUUCUGACCAUUUUAUCUCUAUCGCUCGCCGAGAAAGAGAGAGAGAGAGAGAUAUAUUUACAGUCUGAAGUUCGCCGGAGAGAUGGCGACGCUGUGGAUCCUCUCGUCCCCUCCGAUGCUUCAUCUGCCCAGCGGCGGCGGCCUGAGCACCGUCAAAAGCAGUCCUUUUCUUGUUCCUCCUCCCCCUGUCCUUGUUGAGCGGAGGAGAUUUUUGAGGAGGAGAAGUCACGUGGUGCGCAUGGCUCCUGAGGAAGAGAAGAUGACUCGUCGCUCCCCUCUCGAUUUCCCCAUCGAGUGGGAAAGACCAAAGCCUGGGCGAAGACCUGAUAUAUUCCCACAGUUCAGCCCGAUGAAAACCCCAUUGCCACCUCCGUUGCCAGCAGAUCCUCCUGAAGAGGACGAGGAAGAAGAGGAAGAAAAGAAAGAGGAAGAAGAGGAGGAUCCCGACAAAGAAGAGCCUGAAAACCCCGAGAAGCAGUAAUCAGUUCAAAUCUUGUUUAUGUUUAAAUCUUAUUUAGGUUUAGCAAAUGUGAAAGUUGUAUUCUGGCGAGAAUGAGUGCAAGUCAAUCAGUUGAUGUGGGUUACCAAGUACUCAGAUGUCAAAUUUUGAGGUUCGUCAUCUAUAUAUGAUCUCAUGAGUUUUCAUGGUUACCGACCUUGUAGUUAUACGCAACUUACCUUAUUUAUUUUCAAGGUGAAGGUAUUACUAAAAGUUGAUGGUUCGAGUUUUA